Tribolium madens (black flour beetle) is the source of this 1764-nucleotide messenger RNA. It is a transcript of the gene Gstcd, whose product is annotated as glutathione S-transferase C-terminal domain-containing protein homolog. The record is from RefSeq and is a predicted model, not a curated record. NCBI's taxonomy places the organism in Eukaryota, Metazoa, Arthropoda, Insecta, Coleoptera, Tenebrionidae. Bases 1 to 1686 code for a protein of 561 amino acids. The transcript has a single exon.
AUGAUGGACUACAUUUAUAUAGGGGCUCAUCGAGUCGGAGACACCCAGUUUUCAUUAGAUAUUGAAUCGUUAAUUGUCCUUAACGUCUAUAGAAUCGCAGGGAAUGACAAUAUUAAACUUAGGGUUAAGAUUCUCGAUGGGGAGAUACGGGGAGCUUACGUCAAAGUCGACAUGUCCCGAGUCGUGUACGAAAUCAUAGAAAAUGGACCCGAAAUUGCGAAAUACUGUGCAUGGCCGGUCAUAGUCAAACAUAAUUAUGUCAUUGCUGGUUUAUGUUCAGUCACACGACAAAUAAUAAAAUUAAGCGAACAUAAAAAAGUCAAAAAGUUGUUAGGAUUUAGAGAUGCGUGUCUUAUGGCGUGUAGCGAGAGUUCAAUAUGGACGAAAUUUUGCGAAGUCGAUAUCAUUUCAACCAUUAAAAGUCUCGUUUUAGACCCGAUGUCUCAUUUCGAUGGAAACAUUUUUAAAUUACCACGAGAUUUGGUUCGAUUUGAAUACCAUUUAGGACAACCGGUACGUAUGCAUAAUGUUUAUAAAAUCGCAAGAGAACAUAAUAAAACUGUAACAAACGACACACCAAUCGAUAAAUUGGACUUGAAACAUACUUUUGGUGAAGGUCCCUUUAUGACACUUUCCGAUGUUAUUUUAUUUUGUUGUGUCCAAAUUUUUAUGACUCUGUUUCCCGAACAAAAAUUUCAAGACAAAUUACCUCUAACUCUUGCCUGGUAUCACAAUAUGAAAGAAAUGAAUGUAAACAAAUUGAAAUUUGAGUUAAAUUUAUUCCUAGUUGAAAUAAUUAAAGUCGAGGAACCGGAAAUAGCCAAACAGAGUCUCUACACAGCUGAUCCUUCGCGCUAUAAACCGGAAAAACGCAUCUACACCAAACAAAAAGACAUAACAAAUUCGUUAAGAAUCAUAAAUAAUAAUCAUAUUGAGAUUGUAAAUUCCCUGUAUCCGUAUGGUGAUGAGAUCGAAUUUGAUUGGUCGAAAAUACCGGAAGAAGCGAAUCCGAUGAGUGGCGCCCUCCCGGAAAAUCGCGCGUACCGGAAAUGCGAUCAGUUGGAAAAUCUCGCCAAAGCCGUAAUUAAGCUCGUUGGGACGAAACAAAUAAAAAUCGUGGAUUUUUGUUCCGGGAGUGGCCACUUGGGUAUCCUGCUUGCUUUUCUCCUCCCCCAAUGUACAAUAAUUUUAGUCGAAAACAAAGAAUUGUCACUCGUGGGAGCCAAAGAACGUAUCGAGAAAAUGAAUUUGUCGAAUGUAGUGAUUUUGCAAUCGAAUUUAGAUUAUUUUAUCGGCACUUUCGAUGUUGGGGUGUCUCUGCACGCAUGUGGGGUCGCGACGGAUCUGGUGAUUCAAAACUGUAUAAAAAAUAAGGCGCAUUUUGUGUGUUGUCCAUGUUGUUACGGGGGAAUACACGAUUGUUAUCAUUUGACGUAUCCGAGGAGUUUGGAAUACCAGAGGUUGAAUAUGGAACAUAAGGAUUAUUUGACGUUGGCGCAUGCUGCAGAUCAGACCCAUGAUCCGAAUAAUAGGAAGACGACGCAAGGGUUUGUGUGUAUGGACGCGAUUGAUACGGAUAGGCGGUUGUACGCGGAGAGUUGCGGAUAUGAAGUGCAUUUAGGGAAGCUGCAACCGGUUUCAUGCACCAAUAAAAAUAAUUUGUUAGUUGGAAUUUGUAACAGCUAGAUAUUUAUUUGUAACUAGGUUGUUAAUUGAAUGGUUGUAUUUUUAUACUUUGUGUAUAAAUAAAUGUGUUUUUGAAAA